Pyrenophora tritici-repentis Pt-1C-BFP is the source of this 669-nucleotide messenger RNA. Its product is annotated as Herpes-BLLF1 multi-domain protein. The record is from RefSeq and is a predicted model, not a curated record. Lineage: Eukaryota; Fungi; Ascomycota; Dothideomycetes; Pleosporales; Pleosporaceae.
AUGACUUUCUUCAAGUACCUUGUCGCCUCGACCGCGCUCUUCAAUGUCGCGCUUUCGAGCACUUAUUACUCGGCUGCGCCCCCGUGCGUCACGUCUGUGGAGACUGUGACUCACACUUCGAUCGAGUUGACCUCUAACUCUUUUUGCAAGACGGUCACUACGGUGGUUACUCCCACGGUCACGGUCACUCUGCAGUCUCCCGGUGGUACUGAGGGCGCGUCCACGGCAGUGUCCUCUGCUGCCGACACGACUGAUGUUGCCCCGACUACUUCGAUCGGCUCCGUGUCCUCGACUUCGACCUCUGAUUCCGGAAACAUGACCAUCUACCCCAUUGGACCGCCUACCCCUGUGGAGCCCUCUGUGCCUAUGACUUCCAAGAUUCAAGUUAGCAUGAUCGUUCCCACGUCGCACUUUCACAUUAUCACUGCCAAUGGCACCGCCAACUCGACUGGCUUCCCAUCGACGAUCGUCAGCCCGACCAUGUCAGUGCCUUACCCCUUGAACUCUACGACUGCAGCCCCGGCCACUAGCACCGGCGUCGCUAGCGCCAGUGAGUCUGCCAGUGCUUCCUACACUGUACCUCCCGAGUUCACUGCUGCCGCCGGUGCUGUCAACAUGGCCACUGCUGCUCUCUUCGGCGGUGCCCUCAUGGCUGUCUUCGGCAUCUAG